Balaenoptera ricei (Rice's whale) is the source of this 912-nucleotide messenger RNA. It is a transcript of the gene C8H11orf86, whose product is annotated as chromosome 8 C11orf86 homolog. The record is from RefSeq and is a predicted model, not a curated record. The transcript has 2 exons. Lineage: Eukaryota; Metazoa; Chordata; Mammalia; Artiodactyla; Balaenopteridae. The coding region runs from base 45 to 413 and encodes 122 amino acids.
CGCCAAGGGGCUGGAGCAGUCCCGCGCCUGCAGCCUCCAGAACCAUGGGGACAGGGCUACGCAGCCAGUCCUUGCGAGGACCACGGCCCUCCUAUAGCAAGCUCCAGGAGCCCUGGGGGAGGCCCCUGGCAGGCCGACUGCGCCGGGCGCUGAGCCUCAGACAAGAGCGUGAGAAGUCCAGGUCCUCAGACGGAGGCCCAGAAAGGCUGGACGCCCCCGGGCAGGAGCAACUGCCAGGGAGCCUGGGGGACACAGAGCAGCUGAUCCAAGCUCAGCAAGAAGGCAGCCAGCGGUGGCUGAGGCAGUAUCAACAGAAGAUAAGGAGAAGGUGGGAGAGCUUUGUCACCAGCUUCCCCAACGUGACCCUGAGCCAGUCGGCCUCCCCACAGCCCUCGCUGGGCACCACCAGCUAAGGAUGCUAGCAGCGGUGGGGGUCCUCGCUGCACCUGGAUGAGAUGGCACGACCUACCUCUUUGUGGCCCUCUGCACUGUGAAUGGAGUGACCCCCUCUACGUGGACUGUUCCCCUUCCUUACGUGGCCCGUUGAGGCCUCUGUCACCAGGACAGAGCUCAGUGAAGCCAGACCCGUGGCUUGAGAGCCUCUGGCGCAUCACCUGGUCACGGGGCCCCAGCCGCCCUUCCUGCCAGCUGCUAGUGGUGGGCGGGGCAUGGGCCUCCCUCCCAGAGGGUGAGCCCAUCCCCAGGGCAGGGACUAUGUCUUGUCGUGUAUUGUCGUGUAUCGUCACUGUCCUCACAGUCUCCCGAUGAAGGAAGCCGAGGAAGCCUUCCCUCCCUGUGCGAAAGAGAGGAAAGCUGAGGCCCAGAGGCAGGAGGGGAUUAUUCUCUUAGGCAUCUCUGGCCCCGCCCCUACCCAAUGCCCAACACUGCGUUGAACACAGGAAUAAAGUUUGC